Messenger RNA from Mesorhabditis spiculigera, 1533 nucleotides. The record is from the annotation of a GenBank genome assembly. NCBI's taxonomy places the organism in Eukaryota, Metazoa, Nematoda, Chromadorea, Rhabditida, Rhabditidae.
AUGCCGCUAAUGUACCAUGCACUCCUUUUGGCUAUCGGACUGUUUCGGAUAGCGGAGGGGCUGGCGGACAACGAAAUCCCGGAACACUACCAGAUUGUCGACCGGAUUCUGAAGGGCUACAACCGGGAUAUGAUCCCGAAAUUCAUGAAUCGCAGCGUCGAUGUGAAAUUCUCGAUGGAACUGUAUCAGAUUAUUGAAGUGAACGAGCCACAACAGUAUUUGAUGUUGAAUUCAUGGAUUGUUGAGCGCUGGGUCGACGUGAUGCUUGGCUGGAAUCCAGAAGACUUCGAGGGCACCUCAGAAAUCGUGCUUCCACAUUCAAAAAUCUGGCUUCCGGAUACAACGCUUUACAACUCGUACGUCACCUCUGGAGCCAUCGGAACGACGAAUUGCAUAGAAAAUGAGGGAUGGAAUGUUUUAAGGACUGAAGUCGAACGAAAGGAAAACAAAUACGACUGCUGCCCCAAUAAUUACACCUUACUUACCUUUGCCAUCCACAUCCAACGGAAACCGCUCUACUACGUUAUUAAUCUAAUUCUACCCACUAGUAUUAUAACAAUCAUUUCGAUUGUAGGAUUCUUCAGCUCGUCCUCCCCGCACGAAGUGCGGCAGGAGAAAAUCACGCUCGGUAUCACCACACUGCUCUCAAUGUCGAUUCUAAUUCUGAUGGUCUCGGAUAAAAUGCCUUCCACGUCUUCGUUCAUUCCGCUAAUCGGGUGGUUCUAUACGGCUAUGAUCAGUCUCAUCUCGGUGGCUACCAUUUUUGCCUCGCUAGUCAUUUGGAUUCAAAAGAAGGGAAUUGUUGGAACAGCUCCGCCGCCAAAAUUAAUGUGGUGGGCACGGUUGGUCGGCCGAAGAGUCUAUUUGGAGUUGCCGCUCCUUAUGAAGCAGGCUUAUGCCAGGAAAGCGGCGGAAGAAAAAGCCCGGAACGCCGGCCGGAAGCCCAGCCUUUGGCAAAAGGUCUACAAGAUGAGCCGGACCAGUAAUAUUUUCACGACCACGCAAACACAGAAGGUGGUGAACGCUUUCGGGAACCAAAACGGCGCAGCGGCCAGGCCGAUGAAGCCGAAAAGUUUUCCGAAUUUGGCGAACGUCUCGGCAAUGAAGGGCGCAAGUGAGCCACCUGUACAAAAGAAGAGCUUGGCGUUUUCAAUCGACGAUCGAGACUUUGACCCCGAGGAUAGACCAAGUCCACCCAAAGAUAACACCCCGAUGAUCGAUGAUGAAGAAGCGCCUGAAGACAUUAUACGGAAGUACAAGCCGGCCAAGCAGCUGCGGAGCUCUGCCAGCAUCGCUUCCUAUGAUAAUUUGUUCCGGAAUUUUGAGCCCGGACCUGGUAUGGGAUCAGCAGCCCCCACCAAUACCGAACGUCGUAACCUCGCCCAACUCGAGUACGACUGGCUGGCCGCCGUCUUUGAGCGCAUUUGCCUGCUCGUUUUCAUUGUCCUGUUCCUUUUCAUGUCGGUCGGCAUUAACAUGCUUGGCUGGUAUUACUGGAAAAACGCCGAAUACAAACUCCUUCGAAUCUCCGCC